AUGGCUCCUGGUGACGGCUUCACCCUUGGAAGGGGGGAUGGCUCUGCUGGGACAGCCCUGGGAGGGGCGUGCUCAAGGUGCUCCUUCCUUGAUUUGGAUUCCCGCCUGCCCUCGUGCCUCUGUCCUUCCCCGGGCUUGUGGAGAUGGGCCUUCAAUGGGCUGACGGCUCCAGUGGUGGGUCUAGAAGAACCUGGGCUGGGAUCUGCUUUUGCUAAAGCAAAACCUGAAAGUCCUUGGACAUCUCUGACCCGCAAAGGAAUCGUGAGAGUUGUUUUCUUUCCAUUCUUCUACAGGUGGUGGCUACAAGUGACAUCGAGGGUCAUCUUUUUCUGGCUGCUUGUUCUUUACCUUCUUCAAGUUGCUGCUGUAGUGUUAUUCUAUACAGCCCAAAGCCCACAUAAUAUACCUCUGACUGAAGUAAUUGGGCCAAUAUGGCUAAUGUUGCUACUUGGAACUGUGCAUUGUCAGAUUGUUUCAACACGAACUCCUAAGCCACCUCCCAGCACAGGGGGUAAAAGAAGAAGGAAAUUAAGGAAAGCAGCACAUUUGGAAGUACAUAGGGAAGGAGAUGGCUCUAGUACCACAGAUAACACACAGGAGGGAACAGUGCAGAGCUACGGUACAAGCACCUCUUGCAGUAUUGGCGCUGUCUUCAGAGAUAUCUGGCAUGCUGCUUUCUUUUUAUCAGGAUCUAAGAAAGUGAAAAACUCAAUAGAUAAAUCCACUGAGACUGAUAAUGGCUACGUGUCCCUUGAUGGGAAAAAGACGGGUAAAAGCAGUGAAGAAUGUAUGCAGGCCCAUGAACGUCGAUGUGAAGUGAUUAAGCCAGAAGAGUCAGGCUGGAGCACUGCAACAGUGAGAGAUGCCUUCAACAAUCACAGUCAUCACAAAGAUAUUCACAGGACUGUGACAAAUUUAUCAGAUGAAGUUUCUAGUGAGGAAGGGCCUGAAACUGGAUAUUCUUUACGUCGCAAUGUAGAACGCGCUUCUAGUGAUUGCACACUUCGAAACAGGAAAUCUCACCAUUAUAAGAAACACUAUCCUCUAGAGGAUACACCUAAAUCAGGUACUAGCUGCAGUUCUCGGUGUUCAAGCUCCAGACAAGAUUCUGAGAGUGCGAGGCCGGAAUCUGAAACCGAAGAUGUGCUGUGGGAGGACCUCUUACACUGUGCAGAGUGCCACUCUUCCUGUACCAGUGAGACAGAUGUAGAAAGCCCUCAAGUGAAUCCAUGUGUGAAGAAAGAAUAUAGAGAUGACCCAUUUCAUCAG
Molecule: messenger RNA, 1269 nt
Organism: Phaethon lepturus (White-tailed tropicbird)
Lineage: Eukaryota; Metazoa; Chordata; Aves; Phaethontiformes; Phaethontidae
Product: putative homeodomain transcription factor 2
Exons: 7
Cellular component (GO): endoplasmic reticulum
Source: RefSeq, a predicted model, not a curated record